This is a messenger RNA of Panicum virgatum (switchgrass), 1459 nucleotides long. RefSeq lists its product as uncharacterized. Gene Ontology annotation, biological process: circadian rhythm; regulation of DNA-templated transcription. The coding region runs from base 193 to 1146 and encodes 317 amino acids. The transcript is spliced from 5 exons. The record is from RefSeq and is a predicted model, not a curated record. NCBI's taxonomy places the organism in Eukaryota, Viridiplantae, Streptophyta, Magnoliopsida, Poales, Poaceae.
AGCAGAGAGGGGAGCAGCCGUGUGUUCGUGUCUUCUGGCUUCGCAUCUCCCCCUCUGCAAGACUGCAACCACAACAAUUUGCAAGUAGCGGCAGCGGCGCCGGCGGCGGUUUUGCAGGCUUCCGAGGGCCAAGGGCGGCGUGACGGAGGCGGCGAGGUUGCAGACUUUCAGCGGCCGCGUGCGAGUUGCUGCAUGAGCACCAUGGCGUGGUAUCCGUUGCCGCAGAGUGGAACCGCGCUGUCGGCCGGCGACGAGAUCUUCGAUAACCAGAGCGCCGGCUGGUCGCUGUGGAGUUUCAGCUCCUCUGACGAUCAGAGAACAGCCCCGGCGUGUUCAGUCAAGCAGGAGCGCGGCGUCGCGCUUUCAGAAGAGCAGUCUGUCCCGGCGCCACUCGAGCCGCAUCAGUGCACGCACCCAACCGACGAGAUCUUCCUGAGCCAGUUCUUGGACGAGGAGAUGCGGCGGAUGGAUGCCCCAUUCGAGGCGCUGGACAUGUUCCCGGACUCGAUGCACCGUCUCCUCUCCUACGAGGACAUGCUCAGCGGCGUGCUCACCGGGAAUUCAUUCGAGGAUCAUCAGGGUGCCAAGCUGGACCGGAACGGGGUGGACACGAUGGACACCUGCGGCUUCCCUCUCUUCAGCCACGACCUGCAGACCGCGGAGCCAAACAGCGCCAUGGAUACCCCGUCCAUGGAUAAGGUAAGAGCGACGCCCAUCCAUCACGCAGUGUUCCCGCUGGCUGAACUGAAAGCAGGCUGCGCUGACGAGCUCUGGAUGGACAUUGCAUUGCAGGAUGGGAUGGGCACGAUGAAGAGGAGCAGAUCGUUCGCUGUUGACGAAGAGAGACCGAGGGGCUUCGAGGCGCCGGUGCUCGAGGAACUCGAGGACGUGGUGUUCCAGCUGACCAGGAAGACGCGGAUCUGCUUCCGGGACGCCUUCUUCAGGCUGGCUGAGGGCAAUGCGUCCAGGGUCCCAGCAGUAGAAGCUUGCCUGGAGCGCGGGGCGAACGCGAUCGACAGGACGGUGGCGGACCUGGCGAUGAGGAAACCGUGCCCCGCUCCUCUUGAUGUCCACGGUAGCUGCCUCGCCGGCGGCUCGGGGGCGGCGGCGGCGCAGUCCGCGACCGGCUGGACGGCCAGGGCGUAGGAGACUGGCAGGCUGAUCCAUCUUUGUUUACCAGCUACGAUGAUGAUGGCCAAUUGGCCAUGUGUUUGCGAAGAUGCAGUAGAAGCAGAGAUCUGUACAUACUGCUGUAACAUUUUCAGCCUCUUUUUACAUGAAAAUAAAUUAAUUAAAUAAUGUAGUUUUGUUUAUCAUGAUAAUAGUUUUCUCCAUAAUUAUCAUUUGUCACAUCUUCCGCCGUUUAACGCGAGGAGUUUUUAGUCCAUGUAGAUGAACAUGGUGAUUUAUUAUUUUAUUUCAAAUUUAUGUACUAAACAAAAAGGUAUGAAUAUAAUAA